Messenger RNA from Babesia bigemina, 1410 nucleotides. RefSeq names its product aspartyl protease, putative. Gene Ontology annotation, biological process: proteolysis. Bases 1 to 1410 code for a protein of 469 amino acids. The transcript has 9 exons. NCBI's taxonomy places the organism in Eukaryota, Apicomplexa, Aconoidasida, Piroplasmida, Babesiidae. The record is from RefSeq and is a predicted model, not a curated record. Gene Ontology annotation, molecular function: aspartic-type endopeptidase activity.
AUGGUUUCAUGGAAAAGAUGCGGUAUUACCACCGCGGUGGUGUUCUUAACAGCUCUGAGACUUUCUGUCUGUGACAUCGAUUCAUCGUCAUCGGAGGCAAUUACAGGCGAGAGAUGCUUACGUUUUGACGAAGGAGGCUGUAGUGUAUGGUUGCACAAGGGCAAUCCAGCCGAGCAUUCUAUAAGUCUGGAGCGAUACCAGAUACCUGGUAGCGUUUCUGCACUACAAAUGGCGUCAAGCAACCAUGAAUUAUUUAAAAAAGGGAAAAUAUCUUUUGCCAAAAGAGGCGAAGGCGUAUUCGGUUCAAUAGGUUACGAUGGGAACAAAAAUAGAAGACCAGCCUUUAGUACUAUGAAGAAUAAGCUUAAUAAACGCAUAGCCAUGCUCAAACGGUGUGAUCGCGCAAAUUACAUUCCGAUAAAACAAACGAAAGAUAGCUUGUACGUUGGGGAGAUAAAAAUCGGCACGCCCCCGCAAACAUUCCAUCCAAUCUUCGAUACUGGCAGCACGAACCUUUGGGUGGUUGGAUCGACUUGCAAGGAGCCUUCAUGCUCUAAGGUGUGCCGUUACGAUGCGUCACGUUCGACUACGUUCAAGAUGAUGGACACACCCAUAAAGAUUCAUAUAAAGUUUGGUACCGGUGAAAUUGAAGGCUACCCAGCCAAGGAUACCGUGGUAUUGGGGAAAAUUGCGAUUCCGGAUCAAUCUCUUGCGGUUGUAGUGUCUGAGAAAUCAGCCGGUGGAGACAACAUCUUCGACAAAAUUCACUUUGAGGGUAUCGUAGGUCUAGCCUUCCCAGAAAUGAGCAGUGUUCCCGGAAUGCCUAUAUUCGAUCACAUGGCUCUUUUGAAAAAUAUGAAGCACAAGGAAUUUGCUUUCUACAUAGAUGAAAACGACAAGGAGUCACGGAUAAUGUUAGGAGGCAUAGAUCCUCAAUAUUAUCUGGGUGAGAUACAAAUGUUUCCCGUGGUACGUGAGCACUACUGGGAAGUGAAGCUGGAUGCCUUCUACGUCGGAAACGAGAAGCUAUGUUGCGACGGACAGAGCUCAUACCUUAUUUUCGAUUCCGGCACAUCGCUGAACACAAUACCAAGCUCUUAUUUCGGUCAUUUCAUGUCAUAUUUCGAAAGCAAGACAUGUGACGUUGGAGCGGAUUACCCUACGAUAACUUAUGUUCUGGAAGGAGAACGAAUAACUCUCGAACCUCAUCAAUAUAUGUUGAGGCAAGGCAAGCGUUGUGUACCAGCAUUUAUGCAACUGGAUGUGCCAUCGGAAUUCGGCAAUGCUUUCAUCGUGGGAUCAAAUGCCUUCAUGAAACACUACGUCACUGUGUAUCAUAGGGGUACUGGAGGAAAGGCAUCUAUGGUGGGGAUUGCCAAGUCAAAUCACAGUGCUACGCAACACGAUUAA